CGGGCGGGCGGGCGACACCGGGAGAGCGAGCAUGCCCCGAGCCCCGCUUGAUGUCGUGCGGCUCCCACGAGGGCCCGGAUCCCGCGCCCGACGCGCCCCUCCUCCGGGCGGGGCCGUCGCCGCCCCCGUCUUCCAGAUUGCCUGUGUACAGUGGGCCCGUGCCGUCUCGUGGGGCUGCCCAGGGCAUUGCAUAAGGUGAUGCCACGCCUAGGGUGACGCUGUGCUGCCCCUCUGGCUUCCUGAUUGCAGGAAAUUGAAGACAGGAGAGGAACAUGGAGUCAGACAAAAUUACAGAUCUUCGAAAUAAGCUCAAAGAGGCUGAAGAGGAGCGACUCAAAGCUGCACAGUAUGGCCUACAACUCCUGGAGAGCCAAACGGAGCUGCAGAGUGAACUGGAUAAGUGUCGUCAUGAGCUGAUGGCCGUGACUGAGAAAUACGAGCAGGAGACAUACACUCUGCAGAGGGCCGUGGAGCUCAAGAGCCGCAUGCUGGAGAGCUUGAGCUGUGAGUAUGAGGCCGCAAAGCAGCAGCAGAAGGCGCAGCUGGAGCAGCAGGAAGAGCAGCUGGGCCGGAGGCGCGCGCAGGAGGUGGGCGAGCUCAGAGACAAGCUGGGAAGGCUGAAGGCAGACCUGGACGAGGCCCGGCUGAGCGAGAAGCAGCUGAGGCACAAGGCGGAGCACCAGAGGGAGCUCCUGGCGCAGAAGGCGGAGGAGCUGCGGCUCCUGUCCGCGCGUGGGCCCGAGCGCGCCUCCUCGGAGCUGCUGGCCCUGCAGACGGAGCUGGCCGACGCGGAGCGCCUCAAGGCCAGCCUGGAGGAGGAGGUGCACGAGCUCCGUUACGCGCAGGAGAGACUGGAGCACCUGAGCACCGACCUGACGCGCCAGGCGGCGCGUCUGCAGGCCGAGAAGGAGGAGCAGGAGAGGGAAGCCGUGUCCUACUACAACGCCCUCGAGAAAGCGCGGGUGCAGAACCAGGAUCUGCAGGUGCAGCUGAGCCAGGCCCUGCAGCAAGCCCUGGACCCCAACAGCAAAGGCAACUCGCUGUUUGCUGAGGUGGAAGACCGAAGGGCGGCCAUGGAGCGGCAGCUUAACAGCAUGAAGGGCAAGUACCAGAUGCUGAAGAAGCAGAACGCCUUCUUCCGAGAGCAGAUGCAGCGGAUGAAGUUACAGAUCGCCACGCUGGUGCAGAUGAAGGGGUCUCAGACGGCAUCCGAGCAGCAGGAGCGGCUGUUCGCCAUGGUGGAGCAGAAGAACGGGGAGAUAAAGCAUCUCCUAGGGGAAGUGAAGAGUCUGGAGAAAUUUAAGAACCUGUACGAGAGCGUGAAGCAGAAGCCCGCCGCGGAGCCCAGCUCCUCCGCCCCGGGAGACAGCAGCUACUACACAGACCUGCUGCAGCUGAAGAUCCAGGAGCUGACCAAGGAGAACGAGAGCGCCCGAGGCGAGCUGUCCAUCCAGCGCAUGAAGGCCUUGUUUGAGAGCCAGCGCACCCUGGAUUUUGAGCGGAAGCUUUUUGCCAAUGAAAGGUGCCUCCAGGUUCUGGAAAGUGAAAAUAUGAAGCUAAGAGCUAAGCUGGAUGAAUUAAAGCUGAAGUACGAACCCGAAGAGGCGAUGGAAGUGCCUGUUCUCAAGAAGAGACGAGAGGUGUUACCCGUGGACGUCAGCGCCCCUGAGGGCCAGCCCGCCCACAGUGCUAGUGGGAAGGAAGUUUCUAGACUCUCACCUAGCAAGGAGGAGACACAGUCCUGUCCAGACAACUUCAAAGAUAACUCGCAGUUAGAAAAACCAGUGUCUACGGACGAGCCCGUCACCAGUGUCGCCGCCGGCAAAAAUCUGCCCCCAGACGCCCAGCCCAAGAAGGAAAAGAAGUGUGUGAAGCUCGUGGACGCCCCGGCCGACGCCGAGGCCUUCGACGAGAGAGACGGGCCCUCCCCCGGCCCGGCCAGGCUGGCUGUCGGUUCGAGGCUUCAAGCAAAAGCUGAAGAGGAGGACGAAGCCCCAGGCAAGCUGGGGAAGGCGCCGUCCAGGAAGGCGCACCCCGUCCUGUAUGUGCCCUCCAAGCCGGCGGCGCAGGCGCAGUGCGCGCAGCAGUAGGGCCACGGGGCCCCG
This is a messenger RNA of Perognathus longimembris pacificus (Pacific pocket mouse), 2105 nucleotides long. It is a transcript of the gene Spdl1, whose product is annotated as spindle apparatus coiled-coil protein 1. The record is from RefSeq and is a predicted model, not a curated record. Gene Ontology annotation, cellular component: outer kinetochore; spindle pole. Bases 273 to 2090 code for a protein of 605 amino acids. NCBI's taxonomy places the organism in Eukaryota, Metazoa, Chordata, Mammalia, Rodentia, Heteromyidae. Gene Ontology annotation, biological process: mitotic metaphase chromosome alignment; mitotic spindle assembly checkpoint signaling; establishment of mitotic spindle orientation. The transcript has 13 exons. Gene Ontology annotation, molecular function: kinetochore binding.